AUGGCUUCCCGAGAGGAGGUUCUUGCCUUGCAGGCUGAAGUUGCCCGGCGCGAGGAGGAACUGAGUUCCCUGAAGCAGAGACUGGCGGCGGCUCUUCUGGCGGAGGAUGAGCCCGCGCCGCAGGCUCCGGUGUCGCCCCUGCCGCCGAAGGCCGCGCUGUCCCGCGAUGAGAUUCUGCGCUACAGCCGGCAGCUCGUGCUGCCCGAGCUCGGGGUGCACGGGCAGCUGCGGCUGGCCACCGCGUCCGUGCUAGUCGUGGGCUGCGGCGGGCUCGGCUGCCCGCUGGCGCAGUACCUGGCAGCGGCCGGCGUGGGCCGCCUGGGCCUUGUGGACUACGACGUAGUGGAAGUGAGCAACCUGCCCCGCCAAGUGCUGCACGGCGAGGCCCUGGCCGGCCAGGCCAAGGUCUUUUCCGCUGCAGCCUCGCUGCACCGGCUCAAUUCAGCUGUGGAGUGCGUGCCUUAUGCCCAGGCUCUUACUCCAGCCACGGCCCUAGACCUAAUCCGCCGUUAUGACGUGGUCGCUGACUGCUCCGACAACGUGCCCACCCGCUACCUUGUGAGCGACGCGUGUGUGCUGGCCGGCAGGCCUCUCGUGUCCGCCAGCGCCCUGCGCUUUGAGGGCCAAAUCACAGUCUACCACUACGACGGCGGGCCUUGCUAUCGCUGCCUGUUCCCCCAGCCACCUCCAGCGGAGACGGUGACCAACUGCGCGGAUGGCGGGGUGCUCGGUGUUGUCACGGGCGUCCUGGGCUGCCUGCAGGCGCUGGAGGUGUUGAAGAUCGCCGCAGGGAUGGGCCCCUCUUACAGUGGCAGCCUGUUGCUCUUUGACGCCCUCGGAGGACAUUUCCGCUGCAUUCAGCUGCGGGGCCGCAGGCCGGAUUGUGCAGCUUGUGGAGAACGGCCCACGGUGACCGACCUGCAGGACUAUGAAGCCUUCUGUGGCUCCUCAGCCACGGAUAAGUGCCGCUCCCUUCAGCUGCUGAGCCCCGAAGAGCGAGUCUCUGUCGCUGACUAUAAGCGACUUCUGGAUUCUGGGUCGCCCCACCUACUGCUGGACGUCAGGCCUCAAGUGGAAGUGGACAUCUGUCGUUUGCCUCAUGCUCUACACAUCCCUUUGAAACAUUUGGAACGUGGGGAUGGAGAGAGCCUGAAACUCUUAGGAGAAGCAAUCCAUAAAGGGAAGCAAGGCACACAGGAAGGAGCAGCCCUCCCGGUCUAUGUGAUUUGCAAACUGGGCAAUGACUCCCAGAAAGCCGUGAAGAUCCUGCAGUCCUUGACAGCAAUCCCAGAGUUAGACUCUCUCACUGUUCAGGAUGUUGUGGGGGGGCUCAUGGCCUGGGCUGCCAAAAUCGAUGAAACAUUUCCUCAGUACUGA
This is a messenger RNA of Pipistrellus nathusii (Nathusius's pipistrelle), 1377 nucleotides long. Lineage: Eukaryota; Metazoa; Chordata; Mammalia; Chiroptera; Vespertilionidae. The record is from the annotation of a GenBank genome assembly.